GACUCCGGUCCUUGAGGCUCCACCUGAUCCGGCCACCCAUGUAAGGGUACGCUACCUCAUACAGCAGCUCCUAGCCGCAUGCGACAGGUGUACGAUACCGAGCUCAAGAUCCGGCGAUUAAAGGCGACAUUCAACUUUCGAAGCCCAGCUCAACAACUCAAAGAGGCGACGCUGACAUAACAAUGCGAUUGUAAUUAACAUCACCUUAUACCAAACGAAGACCCUGCGACGCCCCCGAGGACGUCACCGACUAGAACACCAACCACGUUGCGCUGGCGGACAUGUUGAGAAAACACCAGAUGCUAGGAUGAGCUUGGAUCCUCUAGCCCCCGUCGCUCCUGCGAGGGUGAAGACACUUCUUUUACCUCUGGGGCAGAUUAAAGCAGACCGAUUCGCCUCCUUCGUCGAGCGACUCAACAAGGAACAUGUUGUCCACCUCCGCGACAUCAGCGCUGAUGGCCGACCCAACAGGAACAUGUUCUCGCCUCUGGCGUACCCAGACGGUGCCAUAAUAUACAACCUCGUUACCCACGUUCCUCCUCCCUCCCACCUCGCCCUUACGCCGUUCGACUUAUACCGAGAACCCCUUGCUAUAAUAGCUCUGGCAGAUGGCACCGAACUACAUCAAAAGAGCUUCAAUAAGAGACAGUCGAUAAAUGGCACAGGUCCGACGACGACUGAGAAGAACAUCAGAGCUUUAUACCAGGAACUAGAAGACCUGCGCGACAUGUACCCCAAGGCUCUGGUACACCAAGUCUUGCUGUUCGAUUAUGCCAACCCUCACGAUACCGAGAUUCCAAUGCCUGAGGGCCUUGUCGAUAUUCCUCCUCUUGAGAACUGCACUGUUACUACGCUGAGGACUGUUAUGUGCGACGUCUCUUCGCUUCUCCUCGCUGAGAUGACAACGCUGGCCAAGUCCUUCGAGGCCAUGACCAACAUCGAGUCCCCCGUGCCUUAUUCGUCUACUUCAAAACAUACUAAUGGUGGUUCGUGGGGUGGUGAAGGAGGGUUGAAUGGGCUCCUUAGGAGAGGCUCGAGUAUCUCUUCACGACAUUCCGUGCGCUCUAAUUCAGCGGGCGGUAUUAUGGACAAGACACAGGCCCGCAUGUCUAUGCCAGCCAACGCCCGCCCAGGACUUCAUUCAAGCAGUUCAACACCAGGGUUGUCAUCAACACCUCCAAAGAGCAGCCUAUCGAACCCACCCAUCACUACGGAUAGUCAGAGCCCGCCAGCUAGUGACCGGUCAACACCAGAUCCACAACCUGCCCCGCAAGAGACUACAGAGAGCUCUCGGUCAGCUAGUCGCGAUCGGAUAUCAACGCAGGGCUUUGGUUCGGGCGGUGUGAAUGACCGUUGGAGGCUAAGAACCAAAGGCCGAGCUGCGGUUGUCGUUGGUUCCAUGUUUCUUCAGGCUGGACGAUGGACGGAUUCAAUUAAGGAGCUUAGUGAUGGUGCUAUGGCUGCGCGAUCUGUAAAUGAUCAUCUAUGGCAUGGAAAAGCAUUGGAACUGAUCUUGGUUAACCUGUUCCUUCUUGGCUGGUCCAACAUCGAGUUCCAUGUGCCUACAGUACUCAUCCAAUUCCCGGAUAAGCCAGCGCACAAGCAAACGCCAGACCCGACUCCUGAAGACCCCGACCAGCCAAAACAUCUUAGAAAUCUCCAAUGGCUACUACCGGAGCUUCUGGAACGUAUAAUAGCAUUAUACUCCAGAGUAUCAUCGGACAGCCUCCCACCACUACCCAUGUCCGAGGCCUUCAUUCGAUUUUCCAAGAUAUACUCAGCUCUUCACCUAUGUAAUGGCUACCUAAACCGAGAAUCUUUAGCCAUGAUUGCUACAGGGAUUGUCCCCGAGCAGCCAUACGUUGCACCUCCACGGUUUGGUGUAACACCCUCCAGACAACAAAUCGGAGCGAUGCUUUUCAAGGCAUUCCCUGCGGGCGCUUCAGAACUUCUUACAACUGUCGACCGAGCGUCAAUUCUGAGCGGCAUAGCAACUGUUCUAGGACCCUUGGGACUUCAUCGAAAGAAGGCUAUGGUGAUUCGGGAGCUGGUGUCUGUCCUAAUCGGUGGCCUUGUCGAGGCGCGAACUCGAGGUGCUGCAGACAUGGGCAUUCAUCCUGCGGCCGGACUGAUGUCGUUGACCUCAGGAGGCGGUGGAUCAAGCAGUGGCUCCAUGGCCCUAGAGAUUGGAGAGUGUGACGUUGAACAGGGCAUAGAAGCUCUAAUGACCCUUCUUUGCAAGUCUUACGGCAUUGUUGGGUUUGAUUUGACAAGGAAGGCCGGCGCCAAGAACAACGAAGAUGCUGACGACUCAGACGAAGCUGUGAUUGCUAGGAUACGCGGCCAGUCUGCGGCGCGCUUCUUCGGAUUUCCAGAUGUCAAGCUUAACAUUCUAAGGGCUUGCAUCAACUUCUCCGAAGCACUUCCGGAUUUUGAUGGUGUUUUGCGAUUCUCGAGUGAUCUGUUGCGAACAGCCGGUUCCGGUGUUGCUCCAGGACCUAGGAGAGAGGAUGCCUCACCUAUGAUCACCCGAGACGAGCAAGUUCGAUUAGCUACUGGCAUAUCGAGAACCGCAAAUCUUGUGCAGAGGUUGGGCUACAAUGACAUAGCAGCUGAGUACUGGGAUGAAUUCUUUGUACGAGGUAUCAAGCUUGAGCCCUCACUCAACAGCAAAACGCCAGUAGCUCACUCCAAGAGUAUCCUUCCUGGUGCUACCGCUAGCCGUGCAUCCCAAGACCUUGACCCUUUCAUCUACAACCCAUUCCUAAAGAAACCAGAUGAGAUGGUAAACCAGACACUCGUGGCUGAUGAAUACGCUACGUUCAAGAUCACACUACAGAACCCCUAUGAUAUUGAAGUGGAUGUUGAAUCUGUCCACUUGGCUACCGAGGGCGUGCAGUUUGAUGCUGUCAAGGAGGCGACUGUCGUCGGGCCAUACCGAACACAGGUGAUCCGAUUAAGGGGAAGGGCAAAGGAAGCGGGAACUGUCAAGGUCACGGGUGCUAUCAUCAAGGUCCGAGGAUGCCGUGAGCGACGAUUCCCUGUUUUCUCCAUGCCUUGGACUCCAAAGCAGGAAGCCAAGAUCAAGGCCAAGGGCUUGGCUGCGCUCGAGGAAGCGGUCACAGAUGUCAAGCCGUUUGCUCCAAAGCUCGAGGCUGAAAGCUUGAGUCUCACUGCCAUUCAAGCACAACCCCUGGUAAUUGUCAAGUCCACAACUCUUGCGCAGUCCUCCAUCAUGAUCCUGGAGGGUGAGAGGCAGGUGUUUUCAGUGACGUUACAGAAUCUUGCAUCAACGCCAGUGGACUUUAUGCUCUUCUCCUUUAAGGAUUCUACACAGGAACCGCUCCAGACUGCGAUCAAUAACCGAGAUGCGACACCCUCUGAGCUCUACGAGUACGAGCUUGCGCUGAUGAAGAAGCAGGCGUUGCGACUUCCCAACAGCCAACAGACUCGUCAUAUUGCACCUAACGGAGAGGCCACCUUCGACUUUGAGAUUCUUGGCAAGCCCGGACUCACAGCGGCUACGAUCCAGGUCGACUACACUCAUCUGGGAUGCCCGCAAGAAGAGAUGCCUGAUCAAUUCUACACACGACAGGUUUCUCUCGAUCUUACCGUGACGGUGAAUGCUAGUGUUGAGCUUGCUCGAAUCGAUGCACUACCCGUGCAUGGAGAGAUUCCUCAGCCCUUGUGGGAUCGCCUGGGCAGUUCCUUUACUGCCAAACCUGAUGAGUACUGUCUCUUGUCUGUGGAUCUUCGCAACGCCUGGCCCAGCCAGAUGAUUGUGCAACUGGAGAGCAAUGAUGGAAUUUCUGUGCAGGAGGAUAUCUUGCCUGGAAACACGAGCCGUGUCAUUCUUCCAGUCAAAAGGGUGUAUCUGGAGGAUCCUCAUGCCACAAUACCGACCCUCAACCCCUCGCGGAAUCGACAAUUCGUGGUUAGCGCCAGCAAGAUUUCACCUGAAAUGGAGCGAGCGAAUCGAGAAGGGUUUUGGUAUAGAGAGAGGGUUCUCAGCUGCCUUAGAGCAACGUGGAAGACGACAUCACUACCUAAGAGGAGUGGCUCGAUCGAUCUGAGAAGCAUUCGACUGACCUCGAGAAUGAUCGAAGCAAUCAAGGUUGACGAGGUUGACAUUGAUAUCUCGGUCGAAGAUAAGGAUGGCAAUGCAGCUGAAAAGGAUGUAGCAUACGUCGACGAGUUUAUGCAACUCAGGGUACGCCUCACGAACCGGACAGCUCAGAAGAUCCAUCCUCUGGUCAGAAUUCUUCCUGCACUUCGCCAUCGGCCUGCAAAUGUUGGCCUGGAGUUUACACGAAAGCUUGCUUGGAACGGUACUCUACAGCAGCUCAUUCCUGUGCUAGAAGGACACGGAAGUGCUGAGAUUUCGGUGGGCAUGACAGUGCUGUGCCGUGGAGAGUUUGAAAUCUCAGCAUCAGUAGAAGAGGUGCAGGUUUGGGAUGAGCCCAGAAGUGAACCCACAAGAGCGAGAUCUGAGUCUCAAACGAUGAUGGACGCGGCUCUCGGAGUUAAGGAGAGAAGGAUCUGGCAUGCGAGACAACCUUGUCUAUUGAUGACGAGAGAUCGCUAGUUGAGAGAAUGAGGAGGGACUUUGAUGGUGAUAGGGAUCUGUGGCUUUAUACAUUGGCCUCGAUUAAAUAAUGGAGAUUUGUACUACGACGCGAUGUGGAUAUUUAGCGACUAGCAAAGAGAGCGGUCAAUGAAUGACCUUUGAUAAGAAUCAUCGUUACAACAAAUGUAGCAACAACGGCCAAAUCCAGCAGGUCUUGAUUUGUUCAAGAGUUGCCUCCUAUGGUGAACUUGCCUGCAUUCUGCCUCGGUCGUGGGUGAGCCACAGUUAGCAGAGAUCAACAAGCAUGAUGGGUCGUGAAACCACUUCAACUACUCCAGAUUGUCGUUUAUUUGUAUCGACAAUACAUGGACAAAUACUACGUGUGGAAGCGAGGACAUAAAGCUGGCAAUCUUUUAUGUGAUUGCCUACAAUGUUGGCUCAAGCUUGGCUUUGGAAAGAGAGAAACGAAAAAACAAAGAUUAGGAUCCACUACCACACAUGGCAGAAUUUGCUCAUACUAUAGCAAUUAAAGCAAACCAAGUCUGGGUGUUUCUAUAUCCCUUUGUGAUCCUACUUCUGUACAUGAAAGCCGCAGUGUGUCUUGGUUUGGGCCAUGGUCUUUUGUGCCAGAUAGAGAGCACUUCAAUAUUAUGAUGUUAAGAUCCAACACCAAACACAAGCAUAAAUAUCAAACAAUGCUCAAUUUGUUUGGUUAGAAG
This is a messenger RNA of Fusarium odoratissimum NRRL 54006, 5286 nucleotides long. RefSeq lists its product as uncharacterized. NCBI's taxonomy places the organism in Eukaryota, Fungi, Ascomycota, Sordariomycetes, Hypocreales, Nectriaceae. Gene Ontology annotation, cellular component: trans-Golgi network. The record is from RefSeq and is a predicted model, not a curated record. The coding region runs from base 308 to 4585 and encodes 1425 amino acids. The transcript has 3 exons.